AUGGUGAGAAGAUUGCCGAACCGUCGUACUCGUACCUGCACACCAGGGGCGAUGUCCACCGGAGAAGAUCGUAGCUCUCGCUCUGCCGCUCGUCACGUACCGCUUCCGUCGUUGUUCUCAUUGGCUCCUAACCUCGGCGAGGCGGCGCCGGACUCCGACGGGCCGCCAGCAGGGGACGAAAUGGACGGCGCCCGGCCCGGACAUGAAUGGCUCCCGUGAAAAACUCAAGAGUUCCUGUUUCCUCCGUCCGAUGGAACAGCUUCUUCUUUUCUUAUAGGUUCACUGUUCGUAGACCGCCGCUCCAAAUCCUGUGGAGGCUGCUUUGAGCUCACGUGGCCCGGUCCGACAACGUGGAUCUCGAGCGCCGGCGGCGGCAGCGAGCGCGCCAGCGGCCCGCUCGGGUCGCAGUCCCGGUCGCCAACUCGGCGUGCUCCUCCGCCGCGCGCUGAAAACCAUUGGUCUCUGACGUCCGGCCCCGUCUCGUCCUGCCUGCCUGCCUGCCUGUCCACGGGCGUCGCGUCGGGCGGGGAAGAAAACAACGCGGGGGCUUCGCUUAUCUACGGCGCCGCGCGGCGCGGCACGGCACGGCUCGUGCUCGCUUCCCUGUUCUCUUCCGCUCCGUCCCAUCGCGUGCGUGCCAGCUGCUCUGCUCAGCCGCGGCCGCGGCCGCAGCUGCCCGGGAACACAAGGAAGAAGAUGGCCAUUACCGGGGCGGACGGCGACGGCUCGGCGGCCUCGCUGCCGGGCCUGGAGCACCCCCUCCUGCACGCCUACGAGGCGCGCAAGGACCCCGCGCCGGCGGCGGACCCCGACCACGAGGCGCAAUGUUCCGGCCCGGAGGCCGCCGCCGGCGCCAGCUUCGUGCGCACCUGCUUCAACGGCCUCAACGCCCUCUCCGGCGUCGGGCUCCUGUCCAUCCCCUACGCGCUGUCGGAGGGCGGGUGGCUGAGCCUGGCGCUCCUGCUCGUCGUCGCGGCGGCCUGCUGCUACACGGGCCUGCUCCUGCGGCGGUGCAUGGCCGCCGCCUCGUCCCCGGCCGCGCGGGGGUACCCGGCGAUCGGCGAGCUCGCGUUCGGCCGCGCCGGCCGCCUCGCCGCGUCCGCGUUCCUCUACGCCGAGCUCUACCUCGUCGCCGUCGGCUUCCUCAUCCUGGAGGGGGACAACCUGGACAAGCUGUUCCCGGGCGCCAGCCUCGGCCUCGGCCUCGUCGCGGUCUCCGGGAAGCAGCUCUUCGUCGUGCUCGUCGCCCUCGUCAUACUGCCCACCACGUGGCUCCGGAGCCUCGGCGUGCUCGCGUACGUGUCGGCCAGCGGCGUCCUCGCGUCGGCCGUCGUCGUCGUCUGCGUGCUGUGGACCGCGGUGGCGGACGGCGGCGUCGGGUUCCGGGCGCAGGGGAGGAUGCUCAACGUCGGUGGCCUGCCGACGGCUCUGGGCCUGUACACCUUCUGCUACUGCGGCCAUGCCAUCUUCCCGACGCUCUGCAACUCCAUGAAGGAAAACAAGAAGUUCUCCCGGGUGCUUGUCAUCUGCUUCGCCGCCUGCACCCUCAACUACGGAUCCAUGGCGAUCCUCGGGUACAUCAUGUACGGCGACGACGUCAAGUCCCAGGUGACGCUGAACCUGCCGGAGGGGAGGAUCAGCUCGAAGCUGGCCAUCUACACGACGCUGAUCAACCCGUUCUCCAAGUACGCCCUGAUGGUGACGCCGCUCGCGGCGGCGGUGGAGGAGAAGCUGCUCACCGCCGGCACCAAGAGCAAGAGGUCCUCCAGCAUACUGAUCAGGACCCUCCUCGUCGUCAGCACGGUGGUCGUCGCGCUCGCCGUGCCCUUCUUCGGCCACCUCAUGGCGCUCGUGGGCUCGCUCCUCAGCGUCAUGGCCUCGAUGCUGCUCCCCUGCGUCUUCUACCUCAAGAUCUUCGGCGUGGCGCGGUGCGGCAGGGCGGAGGUCGCGCUGAUCGCCGCGAUCCUCGUCCUUGGCUCCCUGGUCGCCGCCACGGGGACGUACUCUUCUCUGAAGAAGAUUGUUCACGAGUUCUGAAGAAGGCAUGGCCGUUUCAGCAGAUGUGUCUCGGACAAUUGCAAGAUGUUGUCGGUGAGGCAGGGGAACAGGGAUGAUCUGCUGACGAGACACGAGAGGAGCAGGGUGUCUGCUUAGAUAUGGGGAUAUGUUUGCUAUCCCAUCUCGAUGCAUGUACUUCUUUUGCAAGAGAAGCAUGUAGUCAUUUGCCAUUGUAGGAGGCUAGGAGCCUUAUUAGGUGGACACUCUUAAUGAAAUCUGCUCCGAGAAGCAAGUAAAAUGAGGAGCUUGUUCCAUUGUACUAGUUGUGGGAAGAGCACUGUCGCUUUCUACUUUCAGAAGUUCAGGCAAACAUACUCAUGGGACCAAUUUCAUCUUAAAGAACUAGUGGAGAAACUGAAUUAGAAUCUUUCUCUGAGA
Molecule: messenger RNA, 2436 nt
Organism: Panicum virgatum (switchgrass)
Lineage: Eukaryota; Viridiplantae; Streptophyta; Magnoliopsida; Poales; Poaceae
Product: amino acid transporter AVT1I-like
Exons: 3
Coding region: 697-2037 (446 amino acids)
Cellular component (GO): plasma membrane
Source: RefSeq, a predicted model, not a curated record